GCCGGCCUGUCUCCCGAGCCUGUAGUCGCUCCGACCGCGAUCGCCCGCGCGCACGUCGCGAUCUCUCGCGCCGCACGCAACACGCUCGACGAUAACGCGCCCUAUUUUGAACGCAACAACACUCUAGCUACAAUAACCGCUCAUUCACAACAGUGUGCGGUUGUAAAACUACGGGCCAUUAUUCAAUAACAAACGAAAUCGAAGGAUCGGCCCGAAACCGGCUCUGUGACCAUAUGAUCCGCAUUGUGUCCGUCUGAACUGCACGGUGAUCUCCGGCAUCGGCGCGCAGUCACGAUGUGGAUCGGCAAUUGAGAAGUGCAUUUGUCUCUUUGUCUAGACAUCCGUGUGAAGAUGACUCAAUGACAGAGGACUUUCUCGCGUGUGUUUGGUUCUGUGACAUGGUUAUGUUGGAGAUGUGAAUGUUGACGUUUCUGGUGGUGCAAAUUGGAUAGUGCGAUGGCUGGUGCUAGUGAGGAGGGUGGCGUGGAGGAGGUGUCCCCGGUGGCCGGUGGUCCCGUGGAGGGCCGCAAGCGCGGGCUGAGCGGGUCCAUGUCGCUGCGCACGCGCAAGCUGGGCCGGCGGCUGUCGCGCAGCAUGUCCAUCGUGGCGCUGAAGCUGCCGGAGAAGGCCCACAGCAUCACGAGGUCCUCGUCUAAGCUGAUGCGAUCCGCCAAUCGGGACAAGAAGAAUCGCUCGUUUGACCUCUCCAUCAUACUUCCGGAUAAAACUCAGAAACAGGUGGUCGUGGUAGGCAACAGCACUGUAGCCGAAGUGGUGUGUGAGCCCCUCCAAGAGGCUGGUGCCGUAGUAGCGGGCUUGCCGACGGGACCCCUCUCCGCUCCUCAAGCCGUUUCACUAUCCGGCCCCCUGCCGCCUCCAGCCGCGCUGUCGGGACCCCCGGCCCCACCAGCCGCUCUACUCUUCUUAGGAGGCUCCAAAGCCCCCGUAGAACCCAGGGCUUCUGCGGCUCAUCUAGAAGGCGAGGUCCUCGUCGUGGAAUACCAGCCUCAGCAAUGGGACGGCAAGGACUUGGAGACGUUCAUUGCGUGGGAGAAGAUAUACGCUGCCACAUUAUUUUCGGCGGUGGAGUUGUACGGGAAGCCGCUGUUACGAGCUGCAGUCAUAACCAAAGAGGAAUAUCACUUACUAUUUUACUAUAUGGAGUCUGUUUCUGAAGCAAGCGAAGCUCUUACAGAACGUAUGAGAAAAUACAUAGACUCGGGUUUACUCAUUAACGAAACUAGCACAAUCAAAGAAGCAGAUUCAGAAUCGAUUACAUCAAAAAAGUCUCUGAUUACUGAAGAACCAAAAAGCAUAUUGACCGAACUCAUUCAAGAAGGAGUAAUCUCUCAACAAGACAUAGAUGCUGCGUCAGAAAUCACAAACUCAGAGUUCAACGAACAAGUAACCGAUAACCGUAAAUCAGACGACGAUAAUGGUUCGAGUGUUUCCUCUCUAAGUGCAGGUCUACGUAAAGUGAUUGUCGACAUCCCAUUAGACUGCAGCGAGUCUGUGGCCGAUAGUUCCAUUAUAGAGAGUAACGAUAAUGUGACAACCGUAACAAUUAGGAGUGGCGGGCAGUGCUGCGCAGAUCACAGAAUAUCCGCCGACGUUACAGAUAACGUCUGGGCUAACGUGAGAUGGGAUUUCUUAAAUCCUAAUGACUUCGGAUACGAUCAAGUUCGAAGCGUCAAGCGAAGUCGCUCCGACUCUGCAAUCACGCCGGUAGCGAGACGCAAAAAUGAAGAUAUUUACGAAACCCUGCGCGACGUCGAGGGCGAAUCUUGCGGAAGUAUAACUCCUUAUGAAUCUAUUGAAGACUUGUAUGAUUGUAUCAAAAACUCUCAGUAUGCAAGUGCAGCGGCAGAAGAAUCCUCACCAUCGACGGAGAGUCAGUCUGAGCCGCAGUACCCUGACUUUUACGAAAAAACGAGCACUACCCGCCAGAGCUCUGCUAGCAGUGAAAAAAGUGGCGCCUCAUCCGCGUUUCCAUUUUCGAAAUGCGGUUCGAGCGAUUCGACGGGCGCGUUCACGUCGUGCGAGUCUACGGGCGCGUUCACGUCAUGCGAGUCGACUAGCGGGAUCAGCACUUUUGCUACGAAAAGCAUCCCGGAGUCGCUGAAGUGCCGAGAGCUGCCGCCCCCGCCGGAGGGCGACGCGAGUGAGAGCGUGAUCCUCAUGAAGCAGCUGUUCAUGGGCGAGCUGAUGGACGCUUACGGAGAGUUCCUGUCGGCGUACCCGUACGCGCGCGCGCUGCUGCGGCGCAAGGCGCGGCGGGACGAGCACUUCACCGCGCUCUCUGACAUCCGAAGAGGAGCUGCCAAGUACACCAUCUCUGACUACCUCGAGUUACCGGUAAGUGUUCCUACAUUCCUAUGCAAAGCAGCGAUUGAUGCUAUAAUAGCCGUAUGCAAUUGA
Molecule: messenger RNA, 2418 nt
Organism: Ostrinia furnacalis (Asian corn borer)
Lineage: Eukaryota; Metazoa; Arthropoda; Insecta; Lepidoptera; Crambidae
Exons: 3
Coding region: 457-2418 (653 amino acids)
Source: RefSeq, a predicted model, not a curated record